Messenger RNA from Vicia villosa (hairy vetch), 600 nucleotides. RefSeq lists its product as uncharacterized. The coding region runs from base 1 to 600 and encodes 199 amino acids. The record is from RefSeq and is a predicted model, not a curated record. The transcript has 5 exons. Lineage: Eukaryota; Viridiplantae; Streptophyta; Magnoliopsida; Fabales; Fabaceae.
AUGAGCCGAAAAUUCACCCCCAUUAAGGAUGUAAACGAUUCAAAGGAAACAUGGAGAUUGGUCGUCCGAGUUCUUGAUUUUUGGAGUGUUAUCAACAGCAAGGGUAAGGAGCAUCUGGAGAUGGUUAUAAUGGACGCAUCGGGUGAUAGGAUACAAGUUUUGAUUCGUUCUGACCAUACACCGAAAUGGAAAGAACGAAUACACGAAAACAUGUCUUGCAUAAUCAACAAUGGAACUGUUUAUGAUAACGAUUUUCAGUGGAAGCUUUGUGAUCACGACAAGAAGUUUGUGUUUAUUGGUGGUACGACUGUGAAGGAAGUUGAUAUUCAGAACCUUCCUCCAAAAAGAUUUUUUUCAAGGACUUUAGUGAUAUUCUUGGAGGCAAUUGAAAUCAACAAUUUUCAAUAUAACAAUUCUGGAAAAAAGUCAUUUGUUUCAUUGAGUCUUAAAGACUUAAAAGGUGUCAUCGUUAACUGUACAUUAUGGGAGGGCUACGGAACAAAAUUUUUGGAUUUCUACCAUAAUGAAAAAAACAGUGGUGCUAUUGUGAUUGUACUAACUCAUGCAAUGAUAAAGGAAUCACAAGUCUCAAAUGGAUGA